Molecule: messenger RNA, 2313 nt
Organism: Miscanthus lutarioriparius
Lineage: Eukaryota; Viridiplantae; Streptophyta; Magnoliopsida; Poales; Poaceae
Source: the annotation of a GenBank genome assembly
AUGGCAGCCGCUAACGAAAGCGAGCAGCAGGCUGCUUCUGGUGCCGGUGAGCCAACAACACCGACCGGCCCGGCAACUUCCUGCCCGCCGGUGGCCACGCUUGAUCCGCAGCUGUUGAUGGCUGCUCGCCGCGGCGACAUCAAGCAGCUCAAGGAUCUGCUGCUGCUCAAGGACGGCGACGAGCAGCAAGGCUCAUCGUCCGUGACGGCGGGAGCACAAGACGCGAUAGUGGAAGUCGAUCCUCGACCUCCUCCUCCUCAUGACGCUGUUGCACCACCCUCCUCUGGAUCGUCGUCACCGCCGCCGCCAGUCCCGGUAGUCCUUGAUGAGGAUGGUGUGACCAUGGAUGGGGACUCCCUGCUGCACGUGGUUGCGGGAUGCGGGGACACGCAACAGUACCUCGACUGCGCCAAGAUGAUGGUCCGCAACAAGAAGCACAAGGCCGGCGGUGGUGCAGAUGCAGUGCGCCUAGCCCUGGAAGCGCGCAACCUCAAGGGCGACACGCCCCUGCACUGCGCCGCCGGUGCUGGGAACGCCAACAUGAUCGGAUGCCUCCUCACUGAUCUCAUCGCCAACACCUCCGGUGACGAGGCCGUGGCAGCGGUGAAGAAGGCGUUCCUGAUCAGGAUGCAGAACGAGGUUGGGGAGACCGCGCUCCAUCAGGCUGUCCGCGCUGCCAACAACAAGGUGGCCUGCAUCGACCAGCUCAUGGCCAUGGAUCCCGAGCUGGCCUGCAUCCCACAUCAUGAUGAGGAAGAUGCUGGUGCUUCCCCGUUGUACUUGGCCAUCUCACUGGGUGAACUCGAGAUUGCGCGGCACCUGUAUGUCAAGAGCAAAGGCAAGCUGUCCUAUUCCGGACCAGAUGGCCGGAACGCCUUGCAUGCAGCGGUUCAUGUUCAUCGUGGCCAAGCGCUGCCUAUGAUCUUGGAAUGGCUCGUCAAGGACAUGAAGCCUAAAGAAGGCAGUAGUAGUGUGUGUCUUGUCUCGCAGCUGACUAGCCAAAGGGACAGGAAGCAGAAGGGAAGCACCCCUCUUCACUUGGCCGCGUCGUUGAACGGGUGGCCAGGCGCGGGGUUUCUUUCCAGACGGUUUCCAAAAGUUUGGCCGACGGCCGAAUCAGUGGCUACACUGCUGCUGGAUGCUAACGAAUCCACGGCGUACCAGGCGGACGACCAAGGAUGGUACCCCAUACACGUCGCUGCAGCGUUUGACAGCCUUGGCGUCGUGAAGGUGCUGCUGGACGACAUGGAGAGGAGUCGUCGUCGUCAGGACUGCGCCACCCUGCGAGAUGGCAAAGGACGGACUUUCCUCCAUGUUGCUGCCGAGAUGAAGAACCACAGCGGUGCUGCCGCUGUGGUUCAAUAUGUCUGUGGUGAAAUGCCACAGCAAUUGUCAUCGAUGAUUCUGAAUGCGCAGGACAGCAACGGGGACACGGCUCUGCACGGCGCUGUCCGUGCUGGGAACCUUGCCGGCUCCACCUGUCUACUUCGGAAUCGGCUGGUACGCUUGGACGUGGCAAAUAAAGAUGGGAUGACACCUCUUGAUCUUUCAUGGACUACGCUCCCUUCAGGGUUUGGUUAUGCAUUUAAUCCAAGAAAUGUUGUACGCCUGUCAUUGCUUUAUUCAGGAGCUCCUCAUGGUGGAGGCCGGCCGGACCUCUACUAUGAAAAACACAGCAGCAAAAGAGACGUAGUGGAGGAAUCAAAGAAAUAUACAGAGGCAACGCAGGUGACGAGCAUUGUUACUGCGCUUAUCGCGACUGUGGCAUUUGCCUCGGCUUUCACAUUGCCUGGAGGUUACCGAGCAGACGGCGCUGCGGCUGCAGGCACGGCAGUGCUUGCUGGGAGUGGGAAGAGCUAUGCUUUCGACGCGUUUAUCCUCGCCGACACGCUGGCAUUCAUCUUCUCCAUGGCGGCUACAUGUUCUCUCGUCUAUGCCGGGUUGCCGGUUAUGGACACCUCCAUCCGCAACUGGUACUUCAACGUUUCGGCGGUCUUGCUGCAGAGUGCAGCGAGGAGUUUGGUGGCCGCUUUUGCUUUGGCCUUGUACGUCGUCCUGGCUCCAGUUGAUCACAAGACUGCAGUUGCUGUCUGUGCUAUUGUUUUCGCAACUUCGCUGUAUGGGAACACGGGAGCUGUGCAGGUUGCUCUUGUGGCAAACACGGCCCGCACUCGGAUUGGAAUGCGACGAGUUGUGGUAUGCUUUUUCACAGCAGUAAUUAGUCUUGGUGCCUUGGUAAACUUUGGGUCCUACAUAAUAAUAUUCGGUCUUCCAGCAAUUCUCAAGUGUUGGCGAGAUAACACUACUUUAUAG